CAACUCCGACCGAUGAUGUGACUACAACUCUAGAGUAGCUAUUGGAAUAAGCGACAACAAGAAGGAAACCGCCAGGAAUGCAUCAGGAGCCAAGACUAAAUAUCUCCGUCCUACAUCCCACUACUAAAAUUAUAUCUCGCCGCGUAGUUUAUAAGUAUGUGUUAUAUCUUCUUCGAUGCUUACAGUAAACACAGUGACUUGAAUUCCUGAAAUAUAUAUUCCCAAUCAACACAUUGUCACGUCACGUGAUAUACUCUUCGUCCACAGCAUCUAGGACUUCUUUUGUUAUUGAUCAAGCUCUCCAAGAUGGCUUCAGAAACACUCACUUACCCUCCAUACGAGAAUACAGCUUCGAAAACGAUUCUCAAAAGCAACGCUUUUAGGGGCACUGAGGGAGUCUACAUGCUCCCUCACCAUGCCAAAGAAAUCGACAGAUUGACGAAGCAGCAUUUAUUCAUGCGAAGCACGACUGAAAAUUUGCAGCUCGCCAGUCCAAUAACUUCUGGUGCUAAGGAGCUUCGUGUUCUUGAUUGUGGCUGCGCCGAUGGCACGUGGCUCAAAGAUCUCGAAAUCCUCUAUCCCCAGAUAAAGUUCGAUCGUCACGGCGUCGAUAUCGGAUCUGAUCUGUUUCCUCAGCACUCCAACAUCGAUCUGCGCCCGCACAAUAUCACCACGCCUUUCCCUGCUUCCUGGGAAUGGAACGACUCCUUCGAUGUCAUACAUCAACGUCUUCUUGUCUGGGGCCUUAAGCUAUCCCAAUGGUCCCAAGUCCUCCGCAAUCUCUACACAAUUCUCAAACCAGGUGGCUACAUACAGCUUGUUGAGAUCGAAUUCAUCGAUCCCGCGAACCCAGCCACGCUACCACAACUGCACAAACAGGCAUUGAUGCAGAAAUGGUCAACCGCGAGUUUCGGAAUGGAUAUUGACAUCGCCUACAAGCUUGGCAAUUUGCUGAAGGAAGCAAACUUCACAAAUGUGACAAAGGUCCAGUUUGCACAUGGCUAUGGUGCAAAGGCCCGAAGUGCGGCGCAGCGUGACGUAAGCGCUGAGUUGUGGGUGGAGUGUUUCCGUAGUUUGGACACGAAGAUUCCUGCUGAGGGUGGGAUUCCGGGCGUUGCGAAGGAUGCGAAAGAGUUUCAUGAGUUCUUGGAUAGCUUGGAGACAGAGAUCAAGACAUUUGGUUAUGAGCCAAAGCUCAAUUUUGUGUAUGCGCAAAAGCCAGUGUCGCCCGAUAUAUAAGUUAGUGAUAGUAAACACUAGAUAAGACGUAUAUACAUCUCGAGUGAACAAAGUACUCUAAAUCGAUGUCAGAAGCUCUUGUCGACAAAGGCCACAACGAGAC
Pseudogymnoascus verrucosus is the source of this 1342-nucleotide messenger RNA. RefSeq lists its product as uncharacterized. The record is from RefSeq and is a predicted model, not a curated record. The coding region runs from base 307 to 1239 and encodes 310 amino acids. NCBI's taxonomy places the organism in Eukaryota, Fungi, Ascomycota, Leotiomycetes, Thelebolales, Thelebolaceae. The transcript is spliced from 3 exons.